AUGCUGUAUCAGUAUAUGAAUCAGAAACAGCGCGAGUUGUAUGAUCAAGUCAAGAAUGCGAGUGAAGGGCUCAGUCUGAGUGGGAAACAGAUUGGCGAUGCUGAAGCGCAGGCGAUUGCUGAGGCACUCAAAGUGAACAAGACACUGCACAAGCUCAAUUUGGACCGCAAUCAGAUUGGCGCUGCUGGAGCACAAGCGAUUGUCCAAGUGAACACGGCGGUGACUAAGCUCAUGCUGAACCAGAAUCGGAUUGGCGGUGCUGGAGCGCACGCCAUUGCUGAGGCACUCAAGGUGAACACGACGCUGACUUGGCUCGAUCUGUGGGUGAAUCAGAUUGGCGAUGCUGGAGCAUGGGCGAUUGCUGAAGCACUCAAGGUGAACACGACGCUGACUUGGCUCGGUCUGCACGCCAAUCAGGUUGGCGAGGCUGGAGCAGGGGCGAUUGCUGAAGCACUUAAGGUGAACACGACGCUGACUUCUCUCGGUCUGAACAAGAAUCAGAUUGGCGAUGUUGGAGCAGGGGCGAUUGCUGAGGCACUCAAAGUGAACAAGACGCUGAUUAGGCUCGGUCUGCACGCCAAUCAGGUUGGCGAGGCUGGAGCAGGGGCGAUUGCUGAAGCACUUAAGGGGAACACGACGCUGACUUCUCUCGGAUUGGAGUUCAAUCAGAUUGGCGAUGCCGGAGCGUGCGCGAUUGCUGCAGCACUCAAAGUGAACAAGACGUUAACUGCUCUCUUUUUGAAUUCGAAUCAGAUUGGCGAUGCUGGAGCGCAGGCGAUUGCUGAUGCACUCAAAGUGAACACGACGAUGACUGGGCUCUAUUUGGAGAGGAAUCAGAUUGGCGGCGCUGGAUCGCAGGCCUUUGCUGAGGCACUCAGAGUGAACAAGACGCUGAUUAAGCUCAGAUUGGAGUUCAAUCAGAUUGGCGAUGCCGGAGCGUGCGCGAUUGCUGAGGCACUCAAAGUGAACAAGACGGUGAUGCUACUCGAUCUGACGUCUAAUUGCAUUGGCAAUCUUGGUUCUCAAGCGAUCGAUGAGGCACGCAAAGGCAACUGCGGAUGUGAGGUUGACCUCCGCGAUCAGAUCAACCCUCUUGCAUUCUCCUUGCUUCCUCGAUUGGCAACUGCUGAAAGUCUUCACAACGUAUUUCACUUGCUGACCAGCGGGCUGGCGCUGGAGGAUCAACCCACAUCUCUACCAGCACUACCAAACGAGAUUGCCGAGCUCAUUAUGGACGAAGCGCACUACUGGCAAGGCGUGCAGCAAACCAAGCGAUCGGAGUUUGAUGAUGAGUUCCCCGCGUAUCUUAUUCUGAAAGUCACACUGCCUCAAUGCGUCAAUGGGAAUUCAAUCCGUAUAAAAGCAAUUCAAGUGCUUCGUGACACGAGAAACCGUUCCGACAGUAUCGAUGGCAGCGGCUUUGAUUUGAUUGUUCGCGAUGAACAAGCUGCUGUUCGAUUUGAAUUCUCAGCAAAACCGACUUUUGUCGAUUCGAGCCUCGACCUUGUGACAAUCCUGCCAGCCAAUCAUCCUGUCAUCCGACAAAUGCGCGCGGGUUGGCAGGUUCAAGUUCGAGCCAGCAAGUCUUCUCGAGAUGUGGUGUUGGAAUCUCUUUAUGUUGGUUAUGUCUAACAAUCAAUGCAUGUCCAUUUCACCACCCUUCGCUUUCACUCACCCACGAUGAGACGCGAAAAUACCGAG
This is a messenger RNA of Capsaspora owczarzaki ATCC 30864, 1701 nucleotides long. RefSeq lists its product as hypothetical. Gene Ontology annotation, molecular function: small GTPase binding; GTPase activator activity. Gene Ontology annotation, biological process: activation of GTPase activity; nucleocytoplasmic transport. Gene Ontology annotation, cellular component: perinuclear region of cytoplasm; nucleus; cytosol. Lineage: Eukaryota; Filasterea; Ministeriida; Capsasporidae. The record is from RefSeq and is a predicted model, not a curated record. The transcript is spliced from 14 exons. Bases 1 to 1632 code for a protein of 543 amino acids.